Exophiala xenobiotica is the source of this 1761-nucleotide messenger RNA. RefSeq lists its product as uncharacterized. Bases 1 to 1695 code for a protein of 564 amino acids. Lineage: Eukaryota; Fungi; Ascomycota; Eurotiomycetes; Chaetothyriales; Herpotrichiellaceae. The transcript is spliced from 3 exons. Gene Ontology annotation, molecular function: heme binding; monooxygenase activity; oxidoreductase activity, acting on paired donors, with incorporation or reduction of molecular oxygen. The record is from RefSeq and is a predicted model, not a curated record.
AUGGCAUUCUGGACGUCACUCAUUCUUCUUCCACUCGUUGUUUUGACGGCCUUUCGAUCCUGGGGACUCCUGCGUAACUACUUCGAAGCACGCAAACUGGGCAUCCCUAUCGUAAUUACGCCCGUCUCCUGGCAUGAUACCAUCUGGGGAUUGUUCGCCGAUAGAUUUAGAUGGAUCAGAAAUUUCCCGUUUUCCGGGUGGUACGAAAUCAGUCUCUUUUCGUUUGCCCAGCGUCAACGGCAUCUUCCGCAUCAGAAGUACGGCGACGUGUAUGUCGUCGUCUCACCCUCAGCCAACUAUAUCAUGCUCAACGAUCCCAAAACCAGCCUGGAAGUACAGUCACAUUAUAAAAUCUGGACCAAACCAGAGCCCGUAUAUGAAAUAUUUACCACUCUAGGCAACAACCUCAUUGCCGACAAUGGAGAAGACUGGCAACGCCAGAGAAGGAUAGUCAAUCCUGCGUUCCGCGAGCAGAACUAUAGGCUUGUCUGGGAGGAAUCUCUGAGGCAGGCUCAGCAGUGGCUGGACGGGCGACAAGCGCAAUCGAACAGAAGCGCCACGAUGCUUGACGUUCGCAAAGAUAUGGUGCUGAUAGCCCUACACGUUCUCUCCGGCGCAGGCUUCGGUCAGAUCCACGAUUUUUCGAGCGGAUUGCGCGACACACCACCAGGCCACAUCAAAAGCUUUCCUGAUUCACUGAUGUUUUUGCUCACGAACCUGUUGAGGGUGGUUGUGUUCAAGAAUGUUCGACUUCCAAAGUUCCUGAUGCCAAACUUCAUUCAAGACCUUAAAGACACUGUGGAAGACUUCAGCUUGUAUCUCAGGGAGAUGGUGGCUUACAAUCGAGCAACCACCCAAGGCGGAGGUGGUGGACAAAACGCCGAUAUGGUGAGUGCCUUGGUUGAAGCAGACGAGGCAGCGAAGCGUGAAGAAAAGAAACCCGGACUAGGAGCUCGCGCAAAGCCGACGCACCUAACGGACGACGAAAUGUACGGGAAUCUAUUCUUGUUCAAUCUUGCAGGGUUUGAGACGACUUCAAACACCUUGACGUACACUGUCCCAUUUCUGGCUGCAAAUAAUGACGUACAGAACUGGGUUGGAGAGGAAGUCGACUCGGUACUUCAGGAUAAGGCUGUGCAGGAUCUCGAUUACGAGAGUGUUUUCCCUUCGCUUGUCAGAUGUCUGGCUGUGAUGCAUGAAACACUUCGUAUCUUUGGACCCAUUUCUAGCAAUGCACGUUGGCCGGCUGGAGAAUCUCAAGUUCUCCGUAUAGGUGACCGUGACAUUGUCGUCCCAGCGGGGACAUUUGUUAUGACCAACUUAUAUGGCCUCCACAGCGAUCCUCGGUGGUGGGGCCCGGACUGUCUCGAAUGGAAGCCUCGGAGAUGGAUCAUGCUCGAUCCGGAGACCGGAAAGGAAACCCUCGCUCCACCACCGUCUGGUGCCGCGUACAUACCCUGGGCUGUUGGCCCUAGAGUAUGCCCGGGGAAGAAAUUCAGUCAAGUUGAAUUCGUGGCGGUGAUCGCCAUGUUACUCCGCUCAUAUCGGCUCAAGCCUUUGGUGAUUGAAGAGAAGAUGAAGACCGAAGAGCAGGCCAAGCAAGCCUUGAUUGAUGUUAUGUAUGACUCCCUGACCAGAGUGACCGUGAACAUGAGGCAUCCGGAGAACGCAGGGGUUGUCUUUCUUGACCGCUGAAGAGGGUAGCUUGGAUGCUGGCCGCACUUCAAUCUUUGACAUAGUUGGCGAGGGAAUAGGAUAUGC